AUGGGGAACAUCUUUGCCAACCUCUUCAAGGGCCUUUUUGGCAAAAACAAAAUGCGCAUCCUCAUGGUGGGCCUGGAUGCUGCGAGGAAGACCAUGAUCCUGUACAAGAUUAAGCUGGGCGAGAUUGUGACCACCAUUCCCACCAUAGGCUUCAAUAUGGAAACCGUGAAGUACAAGAAUAUGAGCUUCACUGUGUGGGAUGUUGGUGGCCAGGACAAGAUACGGCCUCUGUGGCACCACUACUUCCAGAACACACAAGGCCUGAUCUUCGUGGUGGACAUCAACGACAGAGGGUGCAUGAACGAGGCCCAUGAGGAGCUCAUGAGGAUGCUGGCUGAGGACAAGCUCCAGGAUGCUGUCCUCUUGGUGUUCGCCAACAAGCAGGACCUCCCCAACGCCAUGAAUGCGGCUGAGAUCACAGACAAGCUGGGGCUGCACUUCCUACACCACAGGAACUGGUACAUUCAGGCCACCUGCACCACCAGCAGCAAAGGGCUCUAUGAAGGACUGGACUGGGAAUCAGAAGUGAAUGCGAUCCCCCUCCCUCUCACUCCUCUCACCCUCUGCUUUACUCUCAUGUGGCAAACAUGCGGCUCAUGGUAUAAGUGCCAGAAGCUGCCUCCGUGGUUUGGUUACCAUGUGCCAGAAGCUGCCUCCGUGGUUUGGUUACCAUGUGCAUCGCACCAUGCUGUAAAUGUGGCAGAUGCAGUCUGCAGCCAGGCUUUUUAUUUAAUGUAA
This is a messenger RNA of Saimiri boliviensis boliviensis (Bolivian squirrel monkey), 738 nucleotides long. NCBI's taxonomy places the organism in Eukaryota, Metazoa, Chordata, Mammalia, Primates, Cebidae. The record is from RefSeq and is a predicted model, not a curated record.